AGGGUUUGCCUUCGUUGCGCUAAUGCUACUGCGGUCAUGCUCGAUGGAGAGACUAAAAGAUAUUGCCAGCAGUGUGGCAAGUUUCAUGUUUUAUCUGAUUUUGAUGAAGGCAAACGGAGUUGUCGAAGAAAAUUAGAGCGCCACAACAAUCGACGACGAAGGAAACCUAUUGAUUCCAUUGCUGCUAUUGAAAGUGAUGGAGCAGGCGUGCAUCUUGAAGAUGUUUCUUGCGAUGGAGAUGUGGGGAAAGAGAAUAUUUUUUUCAACAACCAAACUGAUCAAAAGGAGGUGGUGCAUUUGGAUUCUGAAGAUGGGCUGGUAGCCUCCACUGUGUGUUCAGCACCCGACUUGCCGAAUAACAUGGAUAGCGGGUUAACUUUUGUGCCAAUGGGUGAAACUCAACUGGAUGGAGUAAAAGAUAAUUCCAAAUCUCUUGCUUCAUCCUACUGUGAAAAUAAAAGCACGUAUUCAUCAAUGUGUCCAACAGGCCGAAUAUCAUUCAAGCUGUAUGAUUGGAAUCCAGCAGAGUUCCCCAGGAGACUUCGGCUCCAAAUAUUUGAAUGGUUGGCCAGUAUGCCUGUUGAGUUGGAGGGAUAUAUCCGGCCUGGUUGCAUAAUUUUGACUGCAUUUGUUGCAAUGCCAAAUUUCAUGUGGAUAAAGUUACUUGAAGAUCCUGCGACACAUGUGCACAAUUUUGUAGUUGCACGUGGAAGACCUCUUUGGGGGAGUGGCAACAUGUUUGUUUAUUUAAACAACAUGAUUUUCCAUGCUGUGGAAGGAGGAAGUGUGAUGAAACUUAAGAUGGAUGUGCAGGCUCCAAGACUUCACUAUGUUCAUCCUACAUGCUUUGAGGCUGGAAAACCCAUGGAGUUUGUUGCUUGUGGAAGUCAUUUGCGACAACCAAAAUUUAGGUCUCUUGUAUCUUUCUCUGGAAAGUAUCUUGCACACGAUCACUCUUUUGUUUCUCCCCAUUGUCACAACGAAGGUGAUGCUAAGUGUAGUGACCACCAGUUAUUCAAGAUAUACAUCCCUCACACUGAAUGCAAUCUUUUUGGCCCUGCAUUUGUGGAGGUGGAGAACCAAUCAGGCUUGUCAAAUUUUAUUCCCAUACUCAUCGGGGAUAGAGAAACAUGUUCUGAAAUGAAGAUUAUACAAGAGCGGCUUGAUAUGUCCCUGCUUUUGGAAGCUACUGGUUCUUCACAGGAAUUUUGUGAAAGUUCUUCAUUGAAACAAAAAGUAUAUUCAGAACUCAUGACGGACAUAUCUUGGGUACUUAAAAAGCCUACACCAGAGCCACUGCAGCACAUUUUGAAUUCGUCACAGAUUCAAAGAUUCACUCGUUUGUUGAAAUUUUUGAUAUGCAAUGACUCAUGUGUCAUUUUAGGGAGAGUUUUAGAACAUCUUAAGAUUGUUAUGGAAAAUGUAGAAACAAAUGGAGCGGUCAAUGGCUUCAGCUAUCCUGAAUUAAGUUUUUUUGAGAAGUAUUUGGACUAUGCUAGAGACGUUCUUCGACUGAAUCUUCGUAAAACUGGAAAUCCGGUGCUGAACUUAGGAUAUCUAAAGCCCAAAGGGGACUAUGAUUCUCAAAGCGGCUCGGAGAACAAAUUGGUUUCAGUUGUUCCAAGCAUUGGACUGAAAACGGAGGCAAGAGAAAGUGGCCAUUUUCAAGCAGUUGCAGGUUCAUCAACUUCUAUUGGUAAUGUGGAAACAGUGCCGCUUUUAAACGAAAAGCUCGGUGAUAGAAUGAUGGUUCAACAGCAUUCAAGAAAGCCAUGCGGUCUUCUAUUCUCAGGGACUCUUUUUAGGCGUCAGACUACUUUAUUUGCAGUUACCUUCAUUACAGUUUGUUUCGGAAUAUGUGCAGCCUUUCUACAUUCACACAAGGUUGGCGAGUUUGCUAUUACGAUCCGCAGGUGCUUGAUCGAUAAGUUUUAGACGUGAGAAGAAUGAUCUGAACUUGAAAAAGCAGUCAACUUCUGAUCCAUUCAUUUAUUGCAGCUGAAAAUUAGUUCAAGAACUGCCAAUCUGUGGCAUCCUUCUUCGCCAGCGAGUUUGAAAUGGAUGCCUUGACAAAAGCUUGGUCUCACACACCAUUGCGUUGGGUGUGUUUUAAAGCAAAAAAGCCUCAUUUUAUUGUGAAUGCUGAUUUACCGUCCUACUUCCAGUCGUCCGGUGGGAAUUCCGUGGCGACUACAUGGAGUAAAAAGUUCGUUUUUGGUCGGACUGGAUGUGGGAUUCCUAACUUGUGUACAUUUGUAUCUCAUCUGAUGUAAGUUGAAGCAGAUGCUGGACCAGUGUGUUGUAAUAAUUUCCAGGUUUCACCGCUAACAAUGAAGUUCUCAUUUGUCGCAGGUUAGACUACUCAGCCUUUUACACUAACUUCAAUUCACCCCCUCCCCCAAAUCUUACACACAGCACAAAUGAAGAAUAAAAUGACCAAAUCUACAGAAACCUCCUUGAAUUGGAGAUUUGUUUGA
Molecule: messenger RNA, 2477 nt
Organism: Momordica charantia (bitter melon)
Lineage: Eukaryota; Viridiplantae; Streptophyta; Magnoliopsida; Cucurbitales; Cucurbitaceae
Gene: SPL7
Product: squamosa promoter binding protein-like 7
Cellular component (GO): nucleus
Molecular function (GO): DNA binding
Source: RefSeq, a predicted model, not a curated record